Molecule: messenger RNA, 1203 nt
Organism: Schistocerca americana (American grasshopper)
Lineage: Eukaryota; Metazoa; Arthropoda; Insecta; Orthoptera; Acrididae
Product: ankyrin repeat domain-containing protein 17-like
Exons: 4
Coding region: 81-1184 (367 amino acids)
Biological process (GO): proteasome-mediated ubiquitin-dependent protein catabolic process; regulation of proteolysis
Cellular component (GO): cytoplasm
Molecular function (GO): ubiquitin protein ligase binding
Source: RefSeq, a predicted model, not a curated record
GUAGUACGCCAGCUGACAGAGCGUUUCCGUGCCUGACGACAGCCUCCGCUGCUGACUUUUAAGAACCACCCAGAGUCAUCAUGGACGCAGUUAAGGACGUUCAGGAGACCACAGCCGUGGACUUGGGUUCCCUGUUGGACGAUGGGGACGACGCCACGGUGAAAUUGGUGGCUGGCGACACAAGGUUACUGGCACACAGGGCUGUCCUGGUAGCCAGGAGCCCCGUGUUCGCUGCCAUUUUCAGCCACGAUACGGUGGAGGCCAGCAGCGGCAAAAUCACCAUCCCUGACGUGGAGGGCCCGGUGCUGCGGCAGCUGCUGUCGUACCUGUACACCCUACAGCCCCCUAAGCUACCUGGCAUGGCCCCCCAGCUGCUCGCUGCCGCCGACAAAUACGGAGUGACGGGUCUGAAAGCAUCUUGCGAGCAGCAGGUGGCUGCAGGGCUGGGGGUGGAGACGGCAGUGGCCGCAGCUGUGCUCGCGAUUAGACACGCCUGCCCCGGCCUCAGGCAGGCUGCCGUUUCCUUCGUAAAGGCCCACACGCAGCAGGUGAUGGCGACGCAGGGAUGGGCGGACGCUGUGGUCAACCACCCACACGAUUUCGUGGAGUUCACUAGACUAAUUGCUGAACCAUCUGUAGAACAUAGCCCGCCAGCUCCUGCCGACAGCAGGCCCACCACCACCACUGCGGACACCCAUGGCCAGCCCCACAGCCAGACUCCUGCUGCAGCUCCGCAGCCCACGGCUGCCCAACACAGCAGCACUGGACCACCUGAUGACGACGUCGUCUCCCGUCUGCGGGGCCUUACCGCAGAGCAGAAGGGCAGGGAGCUGAUUGAUGCGGCUAAGGAGGGGGCAAUCAGCAGGCUGCGGGCGGUGCUCACGGCCGGUGCAGAUGUGAGAGCGAGGGACAUAUUCAGCAGGGACACUGCCCUUCAUUGGGCAGCACGGAAGGGAUGUCUGCAGGCUGUGAUAUGUCUGCUGCGCAGUGGGGCUGAGGUGGACGCCAGAAACAACUGGCAGAGCACGCCUCUGCUCUUGGCCGCACAGUAUGGCCACACAGAGGUGGUGUCCCGGCUGCUGGAGGCAGGGGCCGACAAGGAGGCCCGCGAUGGAGAUGGGGACACGCCGCUAUACGUCGCCAGGGCGUGCGGCCACCAGGAGAUUGUAGAGAUGCUAACAUGAAACUACCAGUACAACAAAC